AAUCUUAUUCUAUUGGGCUCGGGCUUAAGACCAUUAGAAUCUUUUCGUUUAGAGAGAGAGACUCCAUUCAUCAUCUCUCAUCGUCAGAAUGGGUAGCAGAGCAGUUAUGCUUCUUCGAGCUAAUCCGCAGUUCUUCAGCUUCAGAAACGGCGCUUUUCCAAAAGCAUUUCAACCGAGUAAGCGAUUUUACGCGGCGAAGUAUAGUCUCGAGCCGCCGGAUGUUCCGCGUUUGGCUGAGAAAGCUCGGAUUUCUCUCUCCCCAAAACAAGUCGAAGAAUUUGCUCCCAAAAUUCGGCAAGUGGUAGACUGGUUUGGGCAGCUUCAGGCCGUAGACCUUCAGAGUAUCGAACCAGCCAUAAGAGCAGAUACUGAAGGUGACAAUCUGCGCGAUGAUGUGCCUCAAGUAUUUGAUAAUAGGGAUGCUAUAAUAGCCGCAGUGCCCAACUAUGAAGAUUCAUAUAUCAAAGUUCCAAAGGUCUUAAAUAAGGAGUAAUAUAGUUGGUUCUCAUUAACUGACUUUGUUCAUCAUUUAUGCCGGACAUUUUGGCUUACCAUUUUUCUUGUUUAUAUUAAUAUCCCUCUCUCUCUC
This is a messenger RNA of Salvia miltiorrhiza (redroot sage), 589 nucleotides long. Its product is annotated as glutamyl-tRNA(Gln) amidotransferase subunit C, chloroplastic/mitochondrial. NCBI's taxonomy places the organism in Eukaryota, Viridiplantae, Streptophyta, Magnoliopsida, Lamiales, Lamiaceae. Gene Ontology annotation, molecular function: glutaminyl-tRNA synthase (glutamine-hydrolyzing) activity. Gene Ontology annotation, biological process: glutaminyl-tRNAGln biosynthesis via transamidation; regulation of translational fidelity. The record is from RefSeq and is a predicted model, not a curated record. The coding region runs from base 89 to 493 and encodes 134 amino acids. The transcript has 5 exons. Gene Ontology annotation, cellular component: chloroplast.